CGAUCUACAACUUCGGCUGGGGUGAAUUUGCGCGUGCACAGCAUUGCAAACAACUGUCAAGGGACAAGGAAGUUGACAGCUGGCUACAACUCGAAAGCGGUUGGGACUAGAGCAAGGAUCGUGAGAGUCAUUCGAAGACUUUGUUUUGACUCUGGGGCCAGAUCAGUACGGCUCUGGAGAAUGAGACUAUGUUCUUGAUGUUGGGGGUGCUCUCCUUCACCCUCAGUUUACACCCAACCCCAAACGUUCUCUAUCUCACCCCUGUGAAGACAACACUCCCGUCUACCUUCUAGAAAAUUACGCCACCUUAUCCCUCGUAUCAACUACUUCUAACCUCAUCUGUCACCGCAACCCUUCCUCCCCCCUUGCGCUACGCUUCACUCCAUAUCAGUCUCAUCGUCCUCGCAAGUGUCUGCCCUGCCUCGAGACAGUGAGGUUUGGUAUAUAGAAUCCUUCACCCACUGUCCUCCUCUUACCCACGAACCCCCUGCUGUGGGCACCAACUGGCCUGGACUGCCAUGAGGAGCUACCGGAGCCUCCCUGACAUCCUGUCUCUGUGAUGUCAGAGGCUUGCAACCAGGGCCAGGCAGACGGACUUCCCAGGUUUGUGAUUGGUAGUGAGGAUGAGGACCACACAGGUCCCAAGGACAGACGCAUGAAGAACGAGGAGACUUGUUCAGGGGAGUAGGAAGAGGAAGAGGAGCUGAGGGAGGAAGAGGAGGAUGAUUUGCCAUCAGAGAGGCAGAUUGUGGUGGGCAUCUGCUCCAUGAUGAAGAAGUCCAACUCCAAGCCCAUGACCCAGAUCCUGGAGAGGCUGUGCAAGUUUGAGUACAUCACGGUGGUCAUCUUCCCAGAAGAGGUCAUUCUCAACGAGCCCGUGGACAACUGGCCCCUAUGCGACUGCCUCAUCUCCUUCCACUCCAAAGGUUUCCCAUUGGACAAGGCUGUGGAGUAUGCCAAACUCAGAAAUCCACUACUCAUCAAUGAUCUCAACAUGCAAUACUUCAUUCAGGAUAGGAGGGAGGUAUACAGGAUCUUGCAGGAGGAAGGCAUUGACCUUCCUCGGUACGCUGUAUUGAACCGUGACCCAGACAGACCAGAAGAGUGUAGCUUGGUAGAAGGGGAGGACCAUGUGGAAGUGAAUGGGGAGGUGUUUCCCAAGCCGUUUGUGGAAAAACCUGUUUGUGCCGAAGACCACAACGUCUACAUCUACUACCCCACCUCCGCUGGGGGAGGAAGCCAGAGGCUCUUCAGAAAGAUAGGGAGUCGUAGCAGUGUGUACUCCCCAGAGAGCAGUGUACGAAAGACUGGCUCCUACAUCUACGAGGAGUUCAUGCCCACGGAUGGAACGGAUGUCAAGGUGUACACCGUGGGACCAGACUACGCCCACGCUGAGGCCCGGAAGUCCCCCGCCUUGGACGGGAAGGUGGAGAGGGACAGCGAGGGGAAGGAGAUCCGCUACCCGGUCAUGCUCACGGCCAUGGAGAAACUGGUGGCCCGCAAAGUCUGCCUGGCCUUUAAGCAAACUGUGUGCGGUUUCGACCUUCUGAGAGCGAAUGGCCAUUCCUUUGUCUGUGACGUCAAUGGCUUCAGCUUUGUAAAGAACUCCAUGAAGUACUAUGACGACUGUGCCAAGGUUUUGGGGAACAUGGUGAUGAGGGAGCUUGCUCCGCAGUUCCACAUCCCCUGGUCCAUCCCCAUGGAGGCUGAGGACAUCCCCAUCGUCCCCACCACCUCAGGAACCAUGAUGGAGCUGCGCUGUGUCAUCGCUAUCAUCCGCCACGGGGACCGCACCCCCAAACAGAAGAUGAAGAUGGAAGUCAGACACCCACUGUUUUUUGAUUUGUUUGAGAAGUACGGAGGCUACAAGUCUGGGAAACUCAAGCUGAAGAAGCCCAAACAGCUGCAGGAAGUGCUGGACAUAGCCCGUCUGCUGUUAGCCGAGCUAGGCCAGCAUACCGACUGUGAGAUCGAGGAGAAGAAAUCCAAACUGGAACAACUCAAGACCGUCCUAGAAAUGGAAUCCAGCUUGAAUGACACUCAGUAUGGCCAUUUCUCAGGUAUUAACAGGAAGGUGCAGCUAACACACCUGCCUAAUGGACAGCCUAAAGCCUCCAGUGAGGAAGAAGACUCUCAGAGAGAAGGUCCGUCUCUGCUGCUGGUGCUGAAGUGGGGUGGUGAGCUCACCCCUGCAGGCCGCGUCCAGGCUGAGGAGCUGGGAAGGGCCUUCCGCUGCAUGUACCCUGGAGGACAAGGAGACUACGCCGGGUUUCCUGGCUGUGGCCUGCUGCGCUUACACAGCACCUACCGCCACGACCUCAAGAUCUACGCUUCCGACGAGGGCCGCGUACAGAUGACCGCGGCUGCAUUUGCCAAGGGUCUGUUGGCCCUAGAAGGGGAGCUGACGCCAAUCCUGGUGCAGAUGGUGAAGAGUGCCAACAUGAACGGUCUGCUGGACAGUGAUAGUGACUCCCUGACGGACUGUCAACAGAGGGUCAAAGCCCAUCUGCAUGAGAUCAUGCAGAAAGACCAGGAUUUCUCCCAGGCAGACUAUGAAAAGCUGGCCCCUACAGGCAGUCCAUCCCUGGUCAACUCUAUGACGAUCAUAGAAAACCCAGUAAAGACCUGCGACAAGGUGUACGCCCUCAUCCAGAGCCUCACCUCCCAGAUCCGCAAAAGACUUGAAGACCCCAAGUCCGCAGAUCUGCAGCUGUACCACAGCGAAACCCUGGAGCUGAUGCUGCAGCGCUGGUCCAAGCUGGAGAGGGACUUCCGCAUGAAGAGUGGCCGCUACGACAUCAGCAAGAUCCCGGACAUCUAUGACUGUGUGAAGUACGACACGCAGCACAACUCCUCCCUGGGGCUAGAGGACACGCUGGAGCUGUUCAGACUGUCCCGCGCCCUCGCAGACAUAGUCAUACCACAGGAGUAUGGCAUCAACAAGCCUGAGAAGCUGGACAUAGCCCAGGCCUACUGUGUGCCCUUGAUGAAGAAGAUCCAGCUGGACCUUCAGAGGACACACGAGGACGAGGCCGUCAACAAGCUACACCCACUGUGGUUCAGGUACUCCCGAGGGGUCAUGUCUCCGGGUCGCCACGUGCGGACCCGCCUCUACUUCACCAGCGAGAGCCAUGUCCACUCCCUGCUCAGCAUCUUCCGCUAUGGAGGCCUUCUGGACGAGGUGAAGGACCAGCAGUGGAAGCAGGCCUUGGACUACCUGGGUGCUGUCUCUGAGCUCAACUACAUGACCCAGAUAGUCAUCAUGCUGUAUGAAGACAACAAUAAGGACCCUUCAUCCGAGGAGCGCUUCCAUGUUGAGCUUCACUUCAGCCCCGGGGUGAAGGGCUGCGAGGACGAGGAGAAUGUUCCCCUGGGCUUUGGCUUCCGCCCAGCAUCCGCUGAGAACCAGGAGAAGCAGACCAAUCAGGGAAGCCUGGAGGACCUAUCACAGGACGAGCCUGACAGGGCUCUGCCCCUCAGCGAGCCAAUCAACAUGCAGAAGAGAUCGCCCAUGCUGCGGAACCGCAAGGCUGGCUCCAUGGAGGUCCUGUCUGAGACCUCCCCCAACCAUUCGUCUAAAGGCACCUCCUACCGUCUCUUCCCCUCUUGCUCACGUCAGUCCCCAGAGGUCAAACAGACAGGCCCAGAGCCCCUAGAGGAGCACCAUGUCACCCAGCUGCUGAGGGGGCUGUCCAACGACCUGACCCUCCCAGGGGGUGCUCCUCUGGCCCUGGACAGGGCCAUGGCCCAACACCUGCACCAGUGUCCCUACCACCUGCGCCUCCUCAGGAACUGGCUGUUGUCUGGCCAAGACCCCCCAGAGUGCCUCUACGGCUUUGAAGGCUGCUCCAUGGUGCCCUCUAUCUACCCCCUCGAGACACUGCACAACUCGCUCUCCCUCAAGCAGGUGGAUGAGUUCCUUUCAGCCGUGUGCGAGAGCAGCAGUGAGGCCCAUGCCAAGACCAUGAAAGCUCUGUCCGCCCUUUUUGACUCUCAGAGCCAGGCUUCCAUGGACACCUACACCCCUCCCUCCACAGAAACGACAGUCCCGUGCCCCCCUCCCAAACAUUACAGAAGUGGUCCAUCCAUUACAGUGUCAAGUGCAGGUCCCUCCUCUCCCAACACAGUGAUCAACCCAGCCGUGCAGUUCAGCUUCAGUGAUUAGAGACUUACCUGUUCCAUUUCUUUUAGAGGAACCUAUGGAUUCACCAGGACUACAUAAGAUCCAUCCAUACAGUGUGCCUUUCUACACCAUAGUGAGUGCCUUAUCCACUACAAUCAGCUUUUGCACUGGAUCUGGAAGGCCAUGUCAUUGGACAAAAACGACCUAAAGCAACAGCACCCUCACCUCAUUGUAUUGGCUGUCCAAUCAACAUGCAAUCCAUGUUGAUUGACUGUUAGGGGAGCACAUCUUCUCAGGACUGGAUGACACAGCCUUGUUGUUCUUUAUUCAGACUGUGAAUGGUGAAAAGGAAGGGAGACAAGAGUGCUUCUCAUGCCUCAGCCAAAAUCCUGUUGGAUGGAACCGUACACACAAUAGGCUACUGUUUAUGUAAAAUGAAAUACAAUGAUUAGUGAAAUACUUGAGCCAGCUGAUCAAUCACAUUGUAUUAAUAUUGCGAUAAACUAUUAUUUUGACAGUGCUGGUCUUGAAUAACCUUAUUUGAUGUGAUUUGGAGGAGAAGGAGCUUGGAAGUGCAUUACAAUGACAUUACAUACAAGUGGGUUUGGUAACCCAAGAAAGUUGCACAAAGGGGAUCAGGUACAAUGUAUCAUUUAUAUCAUGUUUGGUCUCCAAAGCAUUUUAUCUGCAGUUUUUUAAUACAACCGAGAAGCAUCUGUGUGUUUUUAUAUGAUGUGUGUCACACUCAUAAUGUAUUUCAUAAAACUGCCAAAUAUCCAAGCAAAGGAGGUGCCUCAACAGUCAGUGCUGGUAUGUAUUUUCACAAUUUAAAGGGAAAACCACCACUCCAAGACUGCAUUUUUGUGCUACCUCAGUUAACUCUGAGUCCUCUAACUUGUGUAAAAUGUCUAUUAUCUGCUGUCAUGUAAAAGUUUGGAUGUGAUUUUAACGUGCAAUAUGAUAAUAGACAUAUAAUGAUGAUGACAUGAUAAUAUAUCAAAGGUUUAAGAAAUAUGGCAUGUCCUUGGUGAAAUAUGACUGUAAUAAACCUUGUUAUUUGGUUGAGGAGUUUGUUUGGGGAGAUUGCAGUGUAUUUCUUUUGCACAAUUCUCCAAAUUAUUCAAAAUCCAGAUGCUUUUAUUUCCCUUUUGUUUUUAGUUUGUCAGAGACUUCUCCACUGUAUGUACUGUAUGGGUUGCUGUUGAACAAACCCUUUGUUUUUUCUUUUCAAUUCAUAGAUAUUGUUAAUUUAAUACUUUUAUUUUUAGAUGUAUGUAAUAAGUUGAGGGUUGUAUUUAUGUAAUUUAAGGUGGUAUUAAAUGUCAACAAAAGAUUUGA
This is a messenger RNA of Osmerus eperlanus (European smelt), 5461 nucleotides long. RefSeq names its product inositol hexakisphosphate and diphosphoinositol-pentakisphosphate kinase 1-like. Gene Ontology annotation, cellular component: cytosol. Gene Ontology annotation, biological process: inositol phosphate biosynthetic process; inositol metabolic process. NCBI's taxonomy places the organism in Eukaryota, Metazoa, Chordata, Actinopteri, Osmeriformes, Osmeridae. Gene Ontology annotation, molecular function: diphosphoinositol pentakisphosphate kinase activity; 5-diphosphoinositol pentakisphosphate 1-kinase activity; inositol hexakisphosphate kinase activity. The record is from RefSeq and is a predicted model, not a curated record.